This is a messenger RNA of Sordaria macrospora k-hell, 519 nucleotides long. NCBI's taxonomy places the organism in Eukaryota, Fungi, Ascomycota, Sordariomycetes, Sordariales, Sordariaceae. The record is from RefSeq and is a predicted model, not a curated record.
AUGCGGGGCCUAAGGUGUCCCAUCCUUAAUGCCGUAUUUACCCGCCAUAUGCCUUACUACAUACGUACAGGGCAGCGGUUUAGCGCCAUCAUUACCGGUACGCUACAGAGUGUUUUCAUUACGAGUGACAACGACAUGUACCAACAUAUGAACAAUGCCAUCUACAAUUUCCUUUACGAUUCCGUCAUCAACAGCUAUCUCUUCGAAUUCUGUGGUCUCAAGCCCGAUUCGUCCCCCCAAUAUGGCAUGGUGGUCCAUAGUCACAACGAUUACUUCGCCUCCAUCUCGUUCCCCGCCACCGCUGAGCUUGGCCUGCGCGUCAACAAGAUGGGCAACUCCAGUGUCACAUAUGAGAUUGCCCUCUUUGAGAAGGGCGUCGAACAGGUCAAGUCAGUCGGAGAGUUCAUUCAGGUCUGGGUCGACCGAGACACGGGCAGGCCGAGUGUGCAUGGCAUACGCCAGCAUGUUCGCAAUGGGCUCCAGCGCAUCAUGGUAGACACCCAUUUAAGCAAACUUUAG